Rhodamnia argentea is the source of this 1803-nucleotide messenger RNA. RefSeq names its product F-box protein At1g70590. The record is from RefSeq and is a predicted model, not a curated record. The transcript is spliced from 5 exons. NCBI's taxonomy places the organism in Eukaryota, Viridiplantae, Streptophyta, Magnoliopsida, Myrtales, Myrtaceae. Gene Ontology annotation, molecular function: protein binding. Bases 103 to 1197 code for a protein of 364 amino acids.
UCUCGCGACUCGAGGAAAAUGCUUCUCGCACGCCGAUUUCUCCUCUCUCGCUGAAAGGAAGGGGAAGAAAUCCUCAUCCGUGAUCAGCCGUAGACGACGGUGAUGAAGCAGAGAACAUGGCCGCAUCGAGCGGACAACCCCCGCUUCACCGCCCUCCCGUUCGACGGCUCGAGCGCCGACAACCUCGCCGCCAAGCUCUUACGCCACCGCCAGACGGACCGCUCCGCCUCCAGCCGGCACUUCUCCAAGCCGUCGCCGUCGCCGUCGUCGUCCAGGCUCAGAGUCCUCGGCUCACGCCAGGCUCUGGCCCCCUCGGGAUCGCUGAAACCCGCGCCGUCCCGAGACUUCGCGGCGCUGCCGUACGACGUGCUUGCGAGGAUCGCCGCCUCGUUCACGCAGUCGAACCUACGGGCGGCGUCUCUGGUGUGCAGGUCGUGGAACGAGGCUCUCCGCCCGCUGAGGGAGGCGAUGCUGCUGCUCCACUGGGGGAAGCGAUUCAAGCACGGCCGGGCCGGGGCGCGAGCGAACUCAGAGAAGGCUCUGGAAUCGUUCCUGAAGGGGGCGGCGCGUGGGUCCACGCUCGCAAUGGUCGAUGCUGGCCUAAUGUACUGGGAGAUAGGGAAGAAGGAGGCCGCCAUCGAAUUGUAUAGAAAAGCUGCUUCGCUCGGCGAUCCGGCUGGGCAGUGCAAUUUGGGGAUUGCUUACUUGCAAGUUGAACCUUCAAAACCUCAGGAAGCUAUUAAAUGGUUACAACUAGCUGCAACAGCUGGCCAUGUCCGGGCGCAGUACCAAUUGGCACUUUGCCUGCAUCGAGGCUGUGGCCUGGAUAGUAAUUUAGUGGAAGCGGCUAAAUGGUAUCUGAAAGCUGCUGAAGGUGGUUAUGUGCGUGCUAUGUACAAUGUUGCACUUUGCUACUCAUAUGGGGAGGGUUUUCACCAAAAUCGGAGACAAGCUAGAAGCUGGAUGAAGCGAGCAGCUGAUCGUGGUCACAGCAAAGCUCAAUUUGAGCACGGGCUGAGCCUUUUUUCUGAGGGUGAGAUGCUGAAAGCUGUUGUAUACUUGGAACUUGCUACUCGAGCUGGCGAAAGAGCAGCGGCCCACUUGAAGAAUGUAAUUCUCCAACAGUUGUCAGCGCCGUCACGUGAUCGUGUGAUGUUUCUUGCUGACAAUUGGCGUGCUAUGCCUGCAUCUCGCUGAGGCUCUCUCUAAGGAUUGCUGUCAUAGGCAUUCAAGUUUCUGAGGGCAAAAGGGACAAUAUGAUGGACCUAGCUGCUGGUCGAUGGCUUUCUUGCUCGUGCUCCCUUAUUGCACUGUGAUGAAGCUGAUCUUUCCUAGUAGCUUUUGGAGUGUGCUUUAUAGCAGGCGGAUGUACAGUUGGUGUUGGGAGGGUUGAACCCCACAUGAAAUCCUAUUGCAGGUUGGAAGACAAGUUUGCCAAAUCCGUAAAGACAUAAAUGGUCCAAGGAAUUUCAGUGAAUGAUGACAGUUGAAACUUGAAACUAUUAAUCCAGUCCUCCAUCCGAAUGUUCAAUCCAGCUGCAUGUCGAAGUCUUACAAGUUUAGCCGCCUUCUUAAAUCGAUCACGAAUCUGGUUGUUGAUUAAGCAUAGCCUGUUCGAUGGUGAGCGGAGUUAUGGCCAACACAUCCUGUGCCAAACCACCAUGAUUUGAUGUAAUUCCUGAAGCUGAGACGUGUGGUAAACCUUCUAAACAAAAAGCAUGUCUGGAUAGAUUUUUAGUUUUUUAUAUUUUGUUCAGUUAUGCAGCAGAAACAAUAGAAACACAAAUCACCCACUCGCGAACA